Messenger RNA from Amblyraja radiata (thorny skate), 4466 nucleotides. It is a transcript of the gene gja3, whose product is annotated as gap junction protein, alpha 3. Gene Ontology annotation, cellular component: connexin complex. The transcript is spliced from 3 exons. Gene Ontology annotation, biological process: cell-cell signaling. Gene Ontology annotation, molecular function: gap junction channel activity. NCBI's taxonomy places the organism in Eukaryota, Metazoa, Chordata, Chondrichthyes, Rajiformes, Rajidae. The coding region runs from base 415 to 1638 and encodes 407 amino acids. The record is from RefSeq and is a predicted model, not a curated record.
GUGACAGCAUCGAUGGCUGGGGUGAGCAGGGACUCCGUGCGAUCCAGUCUGCACGUUUAAUGGACUUCUGAAUCACUUUUUUUCCCUCCCCCCCUCCUCCCCCACCCCCACCCCUUCCUCCUCGAAAGACUGGCUUGGAGAUCUAUGUGUGAAGAAAGCGACUGUGCUGGCUGACAGCGGUCAGAAGCGUUGGGUAAGCGGGGAGGGGAAGGGUUAUUACCCAGACAAGUCUGUUUCAUGUCCCCAGCGCACUCAAAAUAUGACAUCUCUGACAGCCGGAUCUGUUCACUAGCUGGCUGGUUUUGUCAUCUCCAGCUUGAGUAUCUGUCAGACUGAAUCACUGGUGUGGAUUAUGCCCAUUUGAAUUUAGUAUGUGAUGCAGGGCGAUUUCAGUCUGGGUAGAGACUUAAAACAAUGGGUGACUGGAGUUUUCUGGGAAGGCUUUUGGAGAAUGCACAGGAACACUCGACUGUGGUAGGCAAGGUUUGGUUGACUGUGCUCUUCAUUUUCCGGAUCCUGGUGCUGGGUGCUGCGGCCGAGGAGGUCUGGGGGGAUGAACAAUCCGACUUCACCUGCAACACCCAACAGCCCGGCUGCGAGAACGUUUGCUAUGACAAGGCAUUCCCCAUCUCCCACAUACGGUUCUGGGUGCUGCAGAUCAUCUUCGUCUCCACGCCCACCUUGAUCUACCUGGGCCACGUGUUGCACAUCGUGCGGAUGGAAGACAAGAGGAAAGAGAGGGAAGAGGAGAUCAGGAAAGUCAAGGAUCAAGGAGACAAAGAACUGCUGCUUCAAAAGGGCAAGAAGCGCAAACUUCCUUUUAGGGAUGAACAUGGUAAAAUCCGAAUCCGAGGCGCCCUUUUACGCACUUAUGUUUUCAAUAUAAUUUUCAAGGCGAUGUUUGAAAUUGGAUUUAUUGUAGGUCAGUAUAUCUUGUAUGGCUUUGAGCUUAGACCUCUGUACAGGUGCGAUAGAUGGCCAUGUCCCAACACCGUGGACUGCUUCAUCUCACGGCCAACGGAAAAGACUAUCUUCAUCCUAUUUAUGCUUGUGGUGGCUUGCGUGUCCCUUUUAUUGAAUCUGUUGGAAAUCUAUCACCUGGGCUGGAAGAAGCUGCGGCAGGGAGUGACCAACCGGCACCCCGUGGACAUGCAACACAAGGCCGAGCCGGUGACCCCGCUGGCCAGGACUGUGCAGAGCAGCUUCACCUACCCUUACUUUCCUGACACGACAGAGGGUCCCCACCCCUACCCGGGGGCGCCGUCCGCCGACUACAAGCUGGCGGCGCUGCCCGAGGACCGGCCGCCUUGUGCGGGCUACAACAACAACAAGCUGGCGGCCGAGCAGAACUGGGCCAACUUCGCCGCCGAGCACACCCGCGAGUUGAAGCCCGCUGGUGGAGGUGAUGGAGGCGGUGGAGGAGAUGGAGGAGGAGGAGGAGAUGGUGAUGGAGGCGGCGGCGGCAGCACCCCCCCUCCUUACGCGCCGGCGCCUCCCACGCCGACUAAUGAGGACAGCGACGGCCACGUGACCGCCACGGUGGAGAUGCACGAGCCGCCCAGCGCCGACACGCGCCGCCUGAGCCGCGCCAGCAAAGCCAGCAGCGCCAGAGCCAGGUCCGACGAUCUGGCCGUUUAGCGCCGGCUUUGCCCUCCUCCCAUUCCCUCCCUUCCUCCAAAAAGCAGUGCAAAGGUUUUAAUGCAAAAAAAAAAAGAAGUCGGGUGGGUGGGAAAAAACAUCCGUAUUGGAAUGCUGGUGAUUGCAAUGCGCUCUGGGAGUUGUUGCUUGCACAGAUAUGACGAUUCUUCUGUUAAAAUUGGGCUACAUACCCAUUAGCCUUAACAUUUAUACAUGCGCUAUUUUAUCACUUUUAAUAAAUGGGGAAAAAAACAUAUAGACAACUUAAUUCGGAGGCCGCAGGAUGAAAACAAUGGUUCCAAUUCCCAUCAUGUUGGACCGAUGCCUGAAUUAGCAUGUUGUAAUCAUAAUUGAUGCAUGACCAUUAAUUGCACCUCUAAACACUCAUUUUACCAAACCCACCACCACAAGUUGACUUAAGAACUUGUACUUUUUUAAUAUGUCAAUUAUUUCAUGGCAAGGUGAGACGUCUACAGUAACACAACUCCUUAAAUGUCUUAUUCAACUCAUUGAAAGCUGCUCCUGUUUAGACAUAUGCACUCUGUGAUGCUAAGCAGUCAUCUUUAAACUAAUACCGUGGGUAAAAUAAAUCUCUAAAGCUGAACAUCAAAUCACAGAAUGCGUUAUGCAUGACACAUCCUCAAUUUAGUGCUAUCGCAGUUAUCAAUAUUUAACUUCUUGGUUUUCAUCCAUCUCCACUGUUCCACUUAUCAGAGCAGAUUUCAAAUUACACUGUACGUGAUGGCAAACUAAAGUAGAAGGACUGAGAGAUAAGCACGGAACAUGAUUUUGAAUGCCUUUACAUUCAUAAAAAGCAUCAAAGCUAGGCAAUAUGCUCAAACCAAUUAUAAAUUAAAGGGGUAUGCACUGCAGUUUAUUUAUGUGUGAGGGCAUGUUUGUGUGUUUUAGUAGAUACAAUAGUGCUCUAACAAAUUAAGGGCACUGCCGCAUCAAAGGAAAAGAUGGCUUGAAGCACCAAGAAGUAAAAUAAAAGUAUGGUUUGCAGUAAAGAAAAACGUUUAUAGAACAACGUUGUUAUAUUUCAUAGAAAAAAAGUUUUUAGGUUGUUUAUCAUGAAAUUGAAAUGGUCCCAGUGUUUCUUCAAGAACAUAACAUUUUUGCACACACUACCUUUUAAACACAAUUAGGUUUGGAAGUUCUAAAUAAUUGUACUCAUUGCAGUAAAUGUUCUGAGCAAAUAUUACUAAUAUUCCAGAGUAUAUGUACCAGACUAUAUAUAAUUCAGAGCAUGGUAGUGUAAUCUCAAACCUGUUAUUGGGUUGGGUGGGGAAUUGGGAGUAGGGAUGUGGAACCAGAGGGAAAGUGAGUUUCAUUUUGUUCCUUUGGCAUUUGAUUUUGCUGUAUUUCCCAAGAUUAAUUAUCUUGGCUAAUAUCAGGAAAACAAAGUGAUGAAGUAUAAUUUGCUUACUGGCAGUUUCAGUAGAAACUUGCAAAUUAUCUGACACAAAGUUGCAAAGACUCUAAAUGUCAAUUUUUUCUCAGACAUAAACAUUUUAAUAAAAAGUGUGAAUGCUUAGAAAUGAAUUACGUAUCUAUGGAGACUUUCCUAUAUAUUGGAAGUUAUCUAGGUUUCAUUUUUUAAGGCAUAUUGGUUGAGAAGGAAACACGUUUUACUAAAAUGUUCAUAUCUUUUAAAUCAAGAAAUGUUUAUUUUCUCCGAUUGGUUACUUUUGUGCAGGAACUGUUUACAAAGUAUAGUUUCUUGCCUGAGAUUCUCGAGAGCAAUUCACUUUAGAACAAGUUUAUUUGUAGCCCUCUGUUUAGCUACACUGAAAAAAAUGCACUGAAACAAAACAAAUCAACUGUUAUGAAUAAAAUUAUUUCAUAGCUCAUUUUAGACAAGUGGCCCUGGCUUUGAUGAAUAUACUAGAGAACUAGCCAACUAAAUACAUGUAAAAAUGAUGUAUCCCUUGAAUUAAGAAAUCAUAAGCUAACUUUUAUGUUUUCCUCAGAUUGAUUUAGGUUUCGAGCUUGAUAUGAUAUUAAUUACUGAAACCCUAUUGAUAAUGAACAAAUCAAGGAAUCAAUUUGUAGGUGUAUUUUCUUAAUGCGUUUUUUUUCCAUUCAUUUUUUUGUACUAUGUUUUGUAUCUUUGUAACUUUGUUUUGGUUCCUGAAAGUUUACGUUAUCAAAAAUUGCACAUCUCAACAAAAUAAAGUUUACAUUAUUAGACAGCAAAUUCUAAGAAAAUGGGCCUGCUCUUAUGCAGCAAAUCCCAAAUGUAAUGUCUUAAUACAAAAUUAGAGCUCUUACAAAAAAGGCAGUACAGCAUACAAAUGGAAGUUAUUUAGGUUGUUACUGUAUACACUUUAUUUUUACUGAUUAUGAGGACUACAUAGCUAUAGUAACAGAGUAAUUCACUUUGUAAUAUAUCACCAUGGCAAUGAGAGCUAUGUACCAUAUUUGGCAAUUAGUUAUAAAAAGAUGUACUUGACCAAAAGACGAUAUUAAGCGAGAUAAAUUAUUUUAUACAUGGGAUUUGAAUCAAACUGAUUAGGUUUCUUAAUUCAAUAUCUGUUGCUUCAUACCAUGCCUUGUUAACAGCCAGUCUUGCUCACAGGCUUCAAAGCCUGCUUGUUGCCCAUGAAACCUAUUAUUUACCAAAUAUCAGCUCUCACUAGAGGUAAAGAACUUGUUGGGCAGUCAGGGACAUUUAAUGAUUUGGAGCGAAAGCAACAAAGCUGUUCUAAGUGCUGUCUUUAAAGAAGUGCCUUUGUAUUCUACUCUGUAAGAGCAAAUUGAUGUAAAUGUUACUUUACCUCAAAUGUUUACAAAUGUGUUACCUAAUAAACUUUUUUGUACCAUAA